Haliaeetus leucocephalus (bald eagle) is the source of this 1371-nucleotide messenger RNA. RefSeq names its product casein kinase 1, gamma 3 (gene CSNK1G3). Gene Ontology annotation, cellular component: nucleus; cytoplasm; plasma membrane. Gene Ontology annotation, molecular function: protein serine/threonine kinase activity; ATP binding. The record is from RefSeq and is a predicted model, not a curated record. The coding region runs from base 1 to 1371 and encodes 456 amino acids. The transcript is spliced from 13 exons. Gene Ontology annotation, biological process: peptidyl-serine phosphorylation; signal transduction; positive regulation of canonical Wnt signaling pathway. NCBI's taxonomy places the organism in Eukaryota, Metazoa, Chordata, Aves, Accipitriformes, Accipitridae.
AUGGAUAACAGAAAGAAAGACAAGGACAAGCUGGAUGAAAGAAUUGCACGGCCUAGUGGGAGGUCAGGCCAUAAUCCACGUGGAACUGGUUCUUCAAAUUCUGGAGUGUUAAUGGUUGGCCCUAACUUCAGAGUUGGCAAAAAAAUUGGAUGUGGUAAUUUUGGAGAACUACGGUUAGGAAAAAAUUUAUACACAAAUGAGUAUGUGGCAAUUAAGCUGGAGCCACUGAAGUCGAGAGCACCACAGCUACAUUUGGAAUACAGAUUCUACAAGCAGCUAGGAUCUGGAGAUGGAAUACCUCAGGUUUACUAUUUUGGCCCAUGUGGCAAAUAUAAUGCCAUGGUGCUAGAGCUACUUGGACCUAGUCUGGAAGAUUUAUUUGACUUGUGUGGUAGGACAUUUUCUCUUAAAACCGUUCUUAUGCUAGCCAUACAGUUGAUUUCUCGUAUGGAAUAUGUGCAUUCAAAGAACUUGAUAUACAGAGAUGUAAAACCAGAGAACUUCUUGGUUGGACGACCUGGAAACAAAACCCAGCAAAUUAUUCAUAUUAUAGAUUUUGGUUUGGCAAAGGAGUAUAUAGAUCCAGAAACAAAGAAGCACAUACCAUAUCGAGAACGCAAGAGCCUUACAGGAACAGCUAGAUACAUGAGUAUAAAUACGCAUUUAGGAAAAGAGCAAAGUAGAAGAGAUGAUUUGGAAGCUUUAGGUCACAUGUUUAUGUAUUUUCUAAGAGGAGGCCUUCCGUGGCAAGGUUUAAAGGCUGAUACAUUAAAAGAACGUUACCAGAAAAUUGGAGACACAAAACGAGCAACCCCCAUAGAAGUGCUGUGUGAAAACUUCCCAGAGGAAAUGGCUACAUACCUACAUUAUGUAAGAAGCCUAGAUUUUUUUGAAAAGCCGGACUAUGACUACUUAAGAAAGCUUUUCACAGACUUACUUGAUCGGAAAGGCUAUAUGUUUGAUUAUGAAUAUGACUGGAUUGGCAAACAGUUGCCUACUCCAGUGGGUUCAAUACAUUCAGACCCUGCAUUGUCUUCAAACAGAGAAGCAUAUCAGCACAGAGAUAAAAUGCAACAAUCCAAAAAUCAGUCAACAGACCAUAGGGCAGCUUGGGACUCACAGCAAGCCAAUCCACAUCAUUUGAGGGCUCACCUAGCAGCUGACAGACAUGGUGGCUCAGUACAGGUAGUAAGUUCAACAAAUGGAGAACUGAACACAGAUGACCCAACUGCAGGCUGUUCGAAUGCACCCAUCACAGCUCCUGCAGAAGUAGAAGUAACAGAUGAAACUAACUGCCAGAAAGUGUUGAACAUGUGGUGCUGCUGUUUUUUCAAGCGGAAGAAAAGGAAAACCAUUCAGUGCCACAAAUGA